AAGCCAGGAGCGCCACGCAUGCGCUCAUGGAGUAAGGCGCUGGAGCUGCGAAGCUAGGGAGGGUUGACUAAGAAGAGGCUCUUGGGGCGAAGCUCUUUUCCCCUCUCCUUCCCCCCCCUCCCUCCUGAAAAAGCGGGCGGGGUGGGGAGAGAGAGAGAUGUAGGAGGCCUCGGAGAAUUCCACGGUCCUUUUAUGCAGGGGCAAAGGCAGCCGCUUCCUACAGGCUGGGUGAGUCCAUUCCGCGCCUAGGGGGGGAGUGGAGAAGGUUUGCGGGCGUUUCUAUUUCUGCGGAGGGGUGUGGCCGCAAGGGCUAGAGUGCCGUGGCCGGUCAGUUUACGACGGCGGGGCUGGCGUUUUAUUGCGGAUCUGCCUUUGCUCCCGGGAGGGACAGAAGGGGCAGGCCGGAGAAAUGUGGGCGUCGCGUUAUUUUUGCCCGUUAUGUGGCAUAAAUUAACGGUGGUGCUCCAUUGCAAGGGAGCCUACCUUGCAAAUAGAGUAGUGGGCGCAGGGAGCUAGCUGGGAAUAAGAGGCUGCUGGUAAAAUGGCUCCCACGACCUUUAAUUAAAUGGGGGGGGGGGCGUGCAAGUGUUAUUUCAUAAAGUAUACACGGCCUCGGUCUCGUUCCUUUUCAAAACGACCCCAGGAGGCAUGUGGUCCCUGUUUAAACCGAUGGGAAACUAAGGCCAAAAGACUGCCAGUGAAUCUACUGCUGAACAAGAAUAUAUUCUUCCCGGCUAUACCGGUUGUAGUUGCCUUUUUAAGAGUUGCCAGCUUCUUUUCUUACCAGGGCUCCUGUGCAUUUAAAUUGGAGAACGGUUGUCAGGCAUUUAACACUUUAAAAUGGAAAGGGUGUCUGUUGAGAAGAGAUGAGUUCUGAUUUUUGUGUGUGUGUAAAUGUACAAGAGCCAUGCCACAAGCAAAAUAGUUUUCAACUCUUGCUGGCAUUGUAGGAAGUUGCUGCUUCUGUGUUUGUUAGAUUGACCCCCCCAAGUACCUAUUCUCCUUUAAGAAGGGAUUGGAGUAGGAUUCUUUCUCCCCAUCCCCCAAGAUUAUUAUUAUUGCGGUAUUUGUAUCCUGCCUUUCCUACACAGAGCUCAAGGUGGUGUGCCUGGUUAUCUAUCCACUCUUCAUGUAAUAUUCACAACAACCCUGUGGGGUAAGCUGAGAGACAGUGACCGGCUCAAAGGCACCCAGCAAACAUCAUAGCUGAGUGGGGACUUGAACUUUGGCCUGUCAGGUCCUGGUCCAGCACUAACCACUACACCACACUGCCUCUGGUUUCUGUGCUGCUUCAACAUAAAAUGCUCCCCAUUUACUCAAGAGUGUCCCCAGCCAUGGUGGAAGGUUGGGCUCUGGCAAAUGGCCCAUGCUAGUUGGAGACACUUUCCUUGUCCAUUCCAGCUUCUCAUCAAGGACAAAUCAGACAAUAACUGGGCUUUUCCUCUUUGAAGGUGCCAUCUGCUGGCUGCCAGCAUGCCUACCCUGGAACCUGAGCAACUGACCAUCAGAGAAAUGAGAGAGGAGGAGACACCAAUUGUCUUGGAGCUUCUGAAGGUGAGAUGGGCUUCUGAGAGAGGUGGUGGAGAGCCCAGGCUAUAUAAGCACUCUCUUUCCUUCCUUUCUAGAGACUUAUGGAAUGUGUCAUUUAAUAGGAACCUUCCCUUGAAGUGGGGAAGGCAGUUUGGUGUUCUCCAGAUGUUGUGGACUACAACUCCCUUCAUCCUUUACCCCUGGCAAUGCUGAUGGGCUGGUGAGAGUUGUAAUCCACCAAACUGAAGGACAUUGCAUUGUCUACUUCAGGGUCAGCAAACUUUUUCACCAGGGGGCUGGUCCACUGUCCCUCAGACCCUGUGGGGGACCGGACUAUAUUUUUUUUUGGGGGGUGGAAAUGAAUGAAUUCCAAUGCCCCACAAAUAACCCAGAGGUGCAUUUUAAAUAAAAGGACACAUUCUACUCAUGUAAAAACACCAGGCAGGCCCCACAAAUAACCCAGAGAUGCAUUUUAAAUAAAAGAACACAUUCUACUCAUGUAAAAACACGCUGGUUCAAAAGACCGUCCACGGGCCGGAUUUAGAAAGCGAUUGGGCCAGAUCCGGCCCCUAGGCAUCAGUUUGCCUACCCAUGGUCUACUUCAUAUUUUAGAGCAGUUGCACAUUGCAAGGGAACUAUGUGUGUGUGUGUUCUAGGAAGCUGUUUCAGUUCGUUUAGGGCACAUACUUCCCAAACUUGGGCUGCCAGCUGUUUUGGGACUACAAUUCCCAUCAUCCCUGACCACUGGUCCUGCUAGCUAGGGAUCAUGGGAGUUGUAGUCCAACAACAGCCAGAGAGCAAAGUUUGGGAAACACUGAUUGGGGUAACUAAGAAGCCUAAUCAGUGUCCCAAAUAGGAAGCCUUCUAGAACAGCAUCUUCUGCAAAGCGCAGAACUCCUCAACAGACAACUUGGAAUGGGCAGGGAUGUUUGAAAACCACUGAACUGGAAUUACUGGUUCUGCAUGCAACUUUAUUUCCUGAUUGUGAUGCUGGCACUUCUGUUUUCUUGCAUUCCUUUCACACUGCAGUAACCUGUUGCAAAGGUGGUUUUUUUUUUACUGAUAUUUCACGCUAAAUUUCAUUGACAGCAGUGAGUGUGGUGUGACACAACAACGAAGGUUACUGAACACUGCCACUCCUCCACCACCCUUUCCGCACAUGCAUGCUUCUGUUCUCCCAUGAUUUACCCAUGAAAACAGUAGGAAAGAUCUUUAUGCUGGCAUACUGCCUCUAUUUUUGUCACUUUACACCUACAGUUUUCUGGCUUAUUGGGGUUGCAAACAGAUUUUUUAUGAAAGCAAUUAACAUGGAAAUGAGCACUAAACUUUACCAUAUUCUGCUAGAUUUCCAGAAGCAGCUUUUACAUAAUGUAAAAGCACAAAUAUAAUGCAGAAAUUAGAGAAACAGAAUAAACUGCUGUGUGAAUGCAGCCCACUCUUUCUGCCACAUCCACUCUGAUUUUUUUUUUGGGGGGGGGUUAACUGAGCAUAUUAAACCUAGAGAGAGAGAAAAUUGAGGAGAUGUUUGCAGCAUAAAAAAAAAUUAAAGGGAAUUUGGCAAGAAGAGGAGCUGCAUUUGAUGAUACUUACCUCUAAGGGUUGGGCAAUAAGCAAUUGUGUUACUGUGUUAUUUAUCCCACAGUUAAACACUAGAAAGAAAAUUCCCUCCACACUUAAAGACUGGGAAGAAAAUUUCCUAAGGGAAAGAAAGCGUGGUUCAAUCCACUGGCUGUAUCUCAAUUCCAAUGCUCUUAUGUCGAGGUUCCUUGUUUCCCACUAGGGCUUGCAUUAUAGAAAAGCUGGGUAGAACAACUUUCGUAUCUGCAGGACAGUUCUGCUUUCAGUGUGGCUCUUGUCUCCCCAGCCUUUUCUUAGCUCUGUGCAAGUUGCUACAGACAUCAUAGAAUUCCCCUCCUUGUACGUUUUCAGGUAAAGUGAAGGAUAAGCAUUUGUUUAGAGAUACACAACGCAUCCCUGGUCCCUCAUAGCUGUAUAUGGUCCUUUACUUCAUAUCCCUUUCUAUUUUCCACCAGGAUGGAUUCAAGGAUACAGAGAACCGCCUGAUCCUCUAUGUGCUGACACGGCCUCUGGCUUUGCUGCUGAUGGCGGUGGUGAGCAGCGGCCUGCGUUUCUUCCUGAACUCGUUUGUGGUGGCUCUCGUGCUGCCGGUCCUGCUCACCGUGGUGGCUCUGAAGCUUCUGCUGUGGCGCUCGCCAGACUUGAGGCACCUGCAUGCCUACUACAGCGCAGGGCAGCGCGGGCUGUGGGUGGCUGUAUACGACGAGGACGACGUGUGCGGCUGCGUGGCUCUGGAGCCCUGUGGCGGGGAACCACGCACGGCAGAGCUCAAGCGCCUGGCUGUGAACCGGUGGUACCGGCGCUCUGGUGUGGGCCGCUCCCUCCUCAGCUUCCUGGAGGCUCACGCUCGCGCCCAGGGCUUCAAAUUCUUAGUGGCCCAGGUCUCGGUAGUCACCAAGGCAGCGAUUGGGCUCUUUGAGAGCACUGGCUACAACAUGAGUGGUGGGCGGCGGUGGCUGGGCUACACCAUACAGCAGGAGUUCAGCAAGGAGCUCUAGUUGGUCUGCCUGCCAGUUAGCCACUAGUCUUGAGGAAUCCCUGCCCGCCCCCUAAAUGUGGGGAAAGCACCAAGCUCCAGAAGCAAGACUGCAGGGAACAAGUCAUCUCUUAAGCCCCCAGACAGGGCAGUUCCUCUCAACAAAAGUGGCUUUCUCUGCCUGGAAAAUCAGACACUGUAGCCAUGGACACAGAGCUAAGCAGGGGAAAGGGUUGUCCAUUAAGAGCCUUCUCCCCGGUCUGCCACAUCACUCAGGCUCCCUGUCAUUUAGAGUUUUCUACCAAAGCCACCCCAGAUUAUCUGUCCAUAGUUUUGAAGAGUGGAAAUAACCAAUAGUUAGUUGUUGUCCCCCACCCCAUGCCCUGCCUCUGGUCAGACUCUACACCAAACACAUUCAAAUCUUAGACCAGGGUAAACCUCAAAUUCUAGGACUUGCAUAAACACUGCAUAUCAAGCAAACCUGGAUUUCUAUACAGUGCAGUUGGCGUGAAUGGCAUUUUACAGAACAUGAGAGGGCAGGGCUCUAUGCCAAGGAGCUUUAUUUAUUUAUUUGCUAUGCUUUAUUUAAUAAUAAUGAUAAUUUUAUUAUUUAUACCCCAUCCAUCUGGCUGGGUUGUUGUAUAGCCUUGCCCUAUUCUACUGUCUUUUUGUGCAUUUGGAACUUCAUGGGGAGGAAUGCUUUUUGUGUGUGGGUGGGUGGUGGUGCAUAUUUUAGGAAUAUGCACAGGUGUGUGUGGACAACUUUUCUGCUUGCUCCAAAUCUCCCCCUCCCUCCCAAGCUGCUUUUCCUUAAAAAAGAGCUGCUGGGGUUCUGUUACACUCAUUUCCAUGCAACAUGCAGUUUGACUUACAAGGUGGCAAAUGGCACCUUGUUCUCUGUUGGAUUUGUACAGCUAUCAAACUAGGUAGAUUCGAGGAUGAUCCAUUCAGGGCUUUAUAGGUCAAGGCUGAUCCUGUCAACUGUGUCUCUAUACGCACAUGGGUUUUUUUUGACGGUAUCAUUGCAGCUGACAGGGACUUUGCCUCUAUGGAGCCUUUCAGCUUCCUCCUGAGUCCCGGGACUUGGGGUCUGAAGAGAGAGAACCUCUUCCAUGUGGCUUCUGGAUCCCAGUUCCUCCAGAGGCUGAAGCAAUUGAUAAAACUGUGGAUUGGCUGUGAGGUGGGUGGGAAUCACAUGUCCAGCUCCCAGCUCCCAACUCAAGUCAUCCUGGGCUUGCAGCAUCUCUGUGUGUGCACCCCACUCCCCAAGAGGACACAGCAGACUGGAGACUCUUAUGAUAAGGCAAUUCAGGGAAAUCUAUGAUAUCGCUGUAGAUAAAUAUGUCUUGCUGACGGCCUGUGAUUAUGAGUGGGAAGAAGUGGCUGGACCCAGGGGUGUAGUUCAUAAUACAGAAAUGCACCCUGCAGCCCUCUGGAAUGAAUCCCUGUGGGUGGGGACUGGGUUACCUGUAUUGGGUGUAGAGGAGAUACUUUGCUUUCAUUAUAAGUGCUCUCAAUAUGAGCCAUUUCUGUUUCCCCACAGGAGCGACCCCUAAAGAAGGAGCAGGGAGCAAUGGCUCAUUUCUUUUUAACAGGAGGAUGAGGAUUUCAUCUGGAAACCACCUUCCUUGGAAAAGUUGGGCCAUUGGAUGAGGGGGGGAAAAUCUCCACUACCCCCCACCCCACCCCACAAAUAAAAAGCUUGCCUACCCUAGUGUGUCUAGAGGAAAUGUAUUUUCCCAAAGUGGAUGAAAACUGGGAAAUGGGCUUGAAGUGUGAGGGUGAUAAAACAUGUCCACAAAGAUUAGAUCUUUAUAUGUGGAGAACCCAGAGGGGAAAACUUGUGAUACAGAGAGUUGUUACACCAAAGGUCAAAUGGCAUAUGUGUGUGAAUAUGUACAGGAACGGGCUUCCCCAGGUUUAUGUAAUUUAAAACGGGGGUAGAUGUUCCUCCAUUUAAGAAAUGAAUGGUGGGUAGGGAGAGGGAGGAAUCCAAAUGGGUGGUGAUUUGGAGAGGGUUUCAAAACACUGGAAAGGAAUGACUUUUUGUAUGUGUGUAUAAAUAAAUAUUUAGAUGGUUUUAAUUAAAUAGUUUUAAUGACGGGCAGUCCAGUUAAACUCUGUGUAAACCUCAUUGGCGGACGAAGGUUAAGAUUAGAAAUUAAUUAAAUACACAUUUUAAAACAAUCUGAAUGG
Podarcis lilfordi (Lilford's wall lizard) is the source of this 6280-nucleotide messenger RNA. NCBI's taxonomy places the organism in Eukaryota, Metazoa, Chordata, Lepidosauria, Squamata, Lacertidae. The record is from the annotation of a GenBank genome assembly.